Molecule: messenger RNA, 800 nt
Organism: Scheffersomyces stipitis CBS 6054
Lineage: Eukaryota; Fungi; Ascomycota; Pichiomycetes; Serinales; Debaryomycetaceae
Gene: CYC2
Product: oxidoreductase
Exons: 1
Source: RefSeq, a predicted model, not a curated record
CAUGCUUGUAUUCAGAGCGACUACUAAAAGAGUUCGGUUGACUUCUGUUCUAUCAGGAAAUGGUUUGGUGAAUUUCCAGAGAUUGAAAUCUUCUGAAUCUGGCAAGGGCGGUGAUUUUUCAGAUGAGAAAAAGACCCAGAAUCAGAAUGAAAAAGCCAACGAGAACAACGACUUAAUUUCUCAAGACAAUAGAGAUGUUUCUCAGUUUAAAAUCAGAUCUGCUUCGUCUCGCUCGGCUCCAGCACCCAUAGAUGCUCAAGAUACCGGUUUGGACCGUCUUGUGAAAAGAAACAACAAACCAUAUAUACCUAAGUUGAAACAUGACAGAGUCAGUUUUGAGUAUCCUGGCUUACCCAACGAAGACGAUUUCGCAAAGGCUCAACAGCCGAAGACAACCACCAGAUGGUCUCGUUAUGUGCCGAAGAUUUUGACCGCUUUGGCUGUCGUCUGGGGUGCAUAUACCGUGAAGGUGUGGAUCUAUGCUCCUGAAAAUGGUGCUGACAGUAAAGAGUUGCUUGAUCCUCUGGAAUUCCAUAAAUUCAUAGUCACUCACAAGGAAGAAAUCGAUGAUGAUCACUACUUGAUUGAGCUUUUACCCAAGCAUUCCAAGUGGCAAUACAGUUACAAUCUUAACUAUGAGCUGAAGUCCAUCUGGAAUGGGGACAGAAUAUGGUCUGUAGAUGUCAAGCAACCAGACAUCAUGGUUGUCAGAGCAUAUACACCGUUACCGUUGUACUUUUUAAAGUCUGAAUACACCAGAUCAGGUGAAAGGAAACCACUUUUGAAGGUUAUCAACAACG